AUGACCGACUGCGCCUCCUUAACGACCACAACGCAGACAAGACUCCUCCAGCCGACACUCCAACUUCACCAGGCCACGACGAAAGCUCCCUCUAUCCCUCCCAUUGAUCAAGACUUUGCCAGGCUUGCGGCCUCAGAGGCUCUGCGCCUGCUAAGCGCGAGCCUUGAAACUCUCGUCCAUGUCACCGGUGACAUCCCCCCAACGCCUCCUCCGAGGUCACCCACCGAUCCGCAGAUGAGCGGACUACAGGCCGAGAAGGAUAUAAUUGCACGGUCACGAAGAUCUAGCCCAGCCCCCGGGAAGGCUGAUGCUCGCAUUCACUACAACAAACCCAGGCCGCAGGACCAAAUCGGCGAUGCCUCAGUUGACCGAUCGCGCAAGGCAAAUACUCAGCAGCCAGAAAUCGACGGCGUGCGAUUGAAAUCCCCUUCUCCUCGAGCUCCCGAGCAUGUCAUCAUCUCUGGCGACUCGCAUCCUCUAAACACCCAACAUAGUGCCAUCACUCGCAAAUUCUAUUCGAAACUCGAGCCACCCAUCACGAUCACGCAAUAUCUCCUACGGCUGCACCAGUUCUGCCCCAUGAGCACGGCUGUGUACAUCGCGACUUCGCUGUAUAUCCACCGGCUUGCUGUCGAGCAGUGUGCCAUCCAUGUCACUAAACGGAACGUGCACCGCCUCGUUUUGGCGGGACUCCGCGUGGCUACCAAGGCACUCGAGGACUUAGCCUAUCCACACUCCAAAGUUGCCAAAGUUGGCGGUGUGAGUGAGGCAGAGCUGGCGCGGCUGGAGAUCAGCUUCUGCUUCCUAGCCGGGUUUGAGCUUGUCAUUGGAGAGGAGAUGUUAAGAACACACUGCGACGUUCUGAAGGAGAAGAGUGACGAGGCGACCAAGCAGCAGAAGGGGUCGGAUGAGAAGGUGCUGGAGCUGCGGAUGGCAAACAAGCCAAACGGGGUUCAAGAAUCAUGA
This is a messenger RNA of Clonostachys rhizophaga, 966 nucleotides long. The record is from the annotation of a GenBank genome assembly. Lineage: Eukaryota; Fungi; Ascomycota; Sordariomycetes; Hypocreales; Bionectriaceae.